AUUUCUUUUUCACGUCAACCGCGUUUCUAUUUUUAUACUUUUGUGACAUUAAAUGCCAUUGAGUUCUUACCCAUUCACAGUAGGAACUGAACAUAAUUAGAUUUUUACUUGAACACCGUAGGCUAUUUAAAAAAAAAAAAUUAGAUUCUUUCUCAGUUUUAGUAUUUUUUUUUCAAGGGAUCUUAAGGUUUUUAAAAUCUAUUUGCCGUAUUUGUUUGCGGAUUUAUUUUGCCUAGCGAGUGAAGGACAUAGCUACAAAUCGUAUUUUAGAUUUCCAACUUAUCAAGUGAUCACUGCAUUUGUAAACAAAGAACAGCUGAGUUGUGUUAAGGUAUGUGUAUGUGUACGUUUUUGCGUUGUGGAAACUCAUAUGAACAAAAUAAGCGGAAAAAGUUGCCAACCUAAGCGAAAAAAAUCGACAAAAGUAUUAAAAUUCCACGUCGGCCAUACUUUUAAAAUCACGUAUCUGUCAGUACGCUCCCAGAAAUCUUUGCAGUAAAUCGGAAAACGUAUGUACAUCAGAGAAGACAUGAAUGAUAGCGAAAAAUGGAACUGGGACACCAAGCGAAUUCUGGUCAAGUGCGGAGGAUUCUCCUCGCAAUUGGCCAGGAAUGUCUCCGAAAAAGUGGACGGUGAUCCACUGUGGGGGUCUCGAUUUGAUGCCACCAAUCCGGAGGCUGUGAUCCAAACACAUCUGGAUUUUCUCCGCAACGGAGCGGAUAUUAUUCUAACCAACACGUAUCAGUCCAGCGUCGAGGGUUUCAUGAAGUACCUGGGCGUGACCAGAGAACGAGGUGUGGAGUUGAUCCAAAAGAGUGUCCAACUGGCCAGGCAGGCAAAGGAACAGUACCUAUCAGAAAUCGGUUCUGAAUUGGAGUCGGCUCUUCCCCUGAUCCUGGGCUCAAUAGGCCCAUAUGGCGCAUAUCUCCACGAUGGCUCUGAGUACUCCGGCAACUAUGUGGAAAAUAUAUCCAAGGAGCAGCUAAAGGCGUGGCACAGGACAAGAAUUGAGAUUUGUCUCGCAGCUGGGGUGGAUGGCUUGGCCCUGGAAACACUUCCCUGCCAGCUGGAGGCGGAGGCAGUCACCGAAUUAGUACUGGACAACUUUCCGGAUGCCAAAUUCUGGGUCUCCAUGCAGUGUAGGGAUGAAAAGCACUUGGCUAGUGGAGAAACCUUCGCGGAGGCGGCUCUCUCGGUCUGGCGGUUGGUCCAAAGUCGGAAGGCUGAGAACCGGCUCCUUGGGAUCGGCCUGAACUGUGUAAACCCACUAUUCGUGACUCCUUUGCUAUCAUCGCUUACCAAAGUGGCCGGAUCGGAUCGCAUCCCGCUGGUGGUCUACAGCAAUCGCGGCGAGAUCUACGACACGGAACAGGGAGAGUGGACUGGAACCGGCGAGGAGGUGGUCAAGUUUGUGCCCGAGUGGCUCCAGCUGGGAGUGCGCAUCGUUGGCGGCUGUUGCCGGGUCUAUCCGACAGACGUGUUGGCGAUCCGCACGUACGUCGAUGGCCUCAACAUAAAGCCGUAAUCGGGCGAGAGCUCCGGACACUGAUAGCAGCCUUGUCGCCAAUGCGAAAGCUGUUUCGUGUGACUAGACCUAGACCUAUUUAGUUUGCUAAAUAUGUAUAUGCUAGUAAUAGAUGUACCCAGAUCAGAUGGCUUCCUAAUCAACAGAGAGUGGAAAAAAGCGUGGACGGCUGGCUGGGAGACAAACACAGAUUAAACGGACGGACCAAAGGUAAACAAGUGUACUGGGGAUAUGGGCAGACGUUCACUCAACGAUUGUUUUUGCAAACCUAGCUCAAUUUUUGAGUCCAAAUCAAAACAAUCUCUAUAAAAUUACAACACAUAAACGUGUAUUGCCCUUUAAAAAAAUGGUAUUAGCGUACUAUACUUUAUUUUUACUUUAAUUUUCAAUAAUGUUAAAAAGAUAUAUAGUAACAUAUCCAUUAUUACACCCACAA
This is a messenger RNA of Drosophila erecta, 1961 nucleotides long. RefSeq names its product homocysteine S-methyltransferase. The coding region runs from base 512 to 1525 and encodes 337 amino acids. The record is from RefSeq and is a predicted model, not a curated record. Gene Ontology annotation, biological process: S-methylmethionine cycle. NCBI's taxonomy places the organism in Eukaryota, Metazoa, Arthropoda, Insecta, Diptera, Drosophilidae. Gene Ontology annotation, molecular function: zinc ion binding; S-adenosylmethionine-homocysteine S-methyltransferase activity. The transcript has 2 exons.